This is a messenger RNA of Pochonia chlamydosporia 170, 588 nucleotides long. RefSeq lists its product as hypothetical. The record is from RefSeq and is a predicted model, not a curated record. The transcript is spliced from 3 exons. NCBI's taxonomy places the organism in Eukaryota, Fungi, Ascomycota, Sordariomycetes, Hypocreales, Clavicipitaceae. The coding region runs from base 1 to 588 and encodes 195 amino acids.
AUGCAACGAGAUGCGAAAUUCGCCGGCUCAAUGUACAGUACACAGGAAUAUAGACGAGUGGGAAGCUUCCGGUGCCAUCCAGAUCAGUUGCUGCCAUCAAAUGUCAUGCCCAGUCAUGCCCGGUCUUGCCCAGUCAUGUCAUUGCGGGCCUCCCUCGCCGCCACCAAGUCCUCCCAGAACUCGACCUUGCCUUGGGUCGUUAGGUAUAGGUACUUGGGUACCUACCUAGGUGGGCAUGCAGCGUGUGGCAGAGAGAGGGGUCUUGCACAAGCUCUACUUGACGACUCACACCGCCCACUCAACCCAGAAAAGUCUAUCCACUCACUCCAGGCCAGCCCUCCUCUGUGCCCCAAGUCCGAACCCGCUUUGCGAUACCACCCAUUAAUCUUCCCUCCGCUGUUACUUUUCUGCUGGGUAUCCUCUGACGUCUACACACGUCCUUCUCUACUCAAGAGUCUGGUCUUUUCUAUCACCUUCCAGUUCCCUUCGCUUCCUCGUCUUCGCCAUACUUGUGUCUCCUACAAAAUCACCAACAUCCCGCCUUCCCCUCCCACUUCCGUGGCUGUGAUAAGAGACAGAUCCAACUAA